Microthlaspi erraticum is the source of this 1692-nucleotide messenger RNA. NCBI's taxonomy places the organism in Eukaryota, Viridiplantae, Streptophyta, Magnoliopsida, Brassicales, Brassicaceae. The record is from the annotation of a GenBank genome assembly.
AUGACAGACAUCGAAGAUCACGAGGGAAACGGAACAGCUAUCGACGGGUUCUACGCCGACGACAAUGGUGGCCGCGGCGGCGAAAUCGAGGAUCUCAUUGACUCCAAAUCUAAGAGAGAAACGCUUGACAGCGAAAGAGAGCCUUCAAGAAGCAAAGAUAGAGGAGAAAGAGAGAAGAGCCGUGAUAAAGACAGAGAAACUGAUCGAAGAAGCAGGGACAGAGAUGGAGAGAAGAGCAAGGAGCGAAGCAGAGAUCGUGAGCGUCAUCACAGAAGUAGCCGACACAGGGAUCACAGCAGAGAGCGCGGUGAAAGAAGAGAGCGCGGUAGCAGAGACGACGACGACUACCGCCGAAGCCGCGACCGUGACUAUGAUAGGCGUAGUAGAGAUGAUAGAGGAGAUAGAAGACGUCACCGUGAUCGCAGAACAAGGUCACGAUCUCCAUCGAAAAGUAAGCGUGUUAGUGGAUUCGACAUGGCUCCUCCAGCCUCUGCCAUGAUAGCUGCUGGUGGUGGUGCUGCUGUUACAGGGCAAGUUCCUCCUGCACCACCAGCUCUUCCUGGUGCUGGAAUGUUCCCCAACAUGUAUCCCAACAUGUUUCCUUCACAGGCUGCUCAGGCGCCAUUUGGGGGACUCUCUAUGAUGCCAAUGCAGGCCAUGACUCAGCAAGCGACUCGACAUGCUCGCAGAGUCUAUGUUGGUGGACUUUCUCCUACAGCUAAUGAACAAUCUGUGGCUACGUUUUUCAGUCAAGUCAUGGCUGCUGUGGGAGGAAACACUGCUGGUCCAGGCGAUGCCGUUGUUAAUGUCUACAUCAACCACGAGAAGAAGUUUGCCUUUGUGGAGAUGCGAUCUGUUGAAGAAGCAAGCAACGCCAUGUCGUUGGAUGGGAUUAUCUUCGAGGGAGCUCCGGUGAAGGUGAGGAGACCUAGUGACUAUAACCCGUCUUUAGCAGCAACUCUUGGCCCGAGCCAACCUAGUCCGCAUCUGAACUUAGCCGCUGUUGGUCUGACUCCAGGUGCUUCUGCUGGUCUUGAGGGUCCUGACCGGAUUUUCGUCGGUGGGCUUCCGUAUUACUUCACCGAGGGACAAGUCAGAGAGUUGUUGGAGUCCUUUGGACAACUUAAGGGCUUUGAUCUUGUAAAAGAUCGAGAAACUGGCAACUCUAAAGGAUACGCCUUUUGUGUGUACCAGGAUCUCUCUGUUACAGAUAUCGCCUGCGCUGCCCUAAAUGGUAUCAAGAUGGGAGAUAAGACUCUUACUGUGAGACGUGCUAACCAGGGGACAAUGCAGCCGAAACCUGAACAAGAGAGUGUGUUGUUGCAUGCACAGCAGCAGAUUGCUUUUCAGAGGAUUAUGUUACAGCCAGGCGCAGUGCCAACAACAGUGGUAUGUCUGACUCAAGUUGUUGCAGAGGAUGAGCUGAGAGACGACGAGGAGUUUGAAGAUAUUAUGGAAGACAUGAGACAAGAAGGCGGAAAGUUUGGUGCGUUGACAAACGUCGUGAUUCCGCGACCUAGCCCCAAUGGUGAGCCAGUUCCUGGCCUUGGCAAGGUGUUCUUGAAGUAUGCAGAAACUGAGAGCUCAUCGAGGGCAAGAACAGGGAUGAAUGGCAGGAAGUUUGGUGGGAACGAAGUGGUUGCUGUGUUUUACCCUGAAGACAAGUUUGAGCAAGGAGAUUAUGGAGCCUAG